CCAUCGCCAUACUGUACGGAGCAACGCACUCCAUUGAUGACAUUUAGGACUAAUGAAUGACGCGCGCCACUUCCUCGUGGGCACAGGGCAGGACGAAAAAGCAAAAGGCAAAAAGCACCGAAUGAAUGAGCUGUGCAUCAUACUUCGUAAUUCCCGGUGGCUCAGUCUGUUGGUCGAUCCGCCAGGCACUAGUCGAAGCCAAUAUCGCUCGCAGAACAUCACCACCACACUGACACGUAAUGCAGAGCCACAAUCGCAAUUGCAAUCACAAUCUUCACAGCUCACGGAGUGCUAUCGCCACCGGACUCCCGUCAAGCCAUCAUCCACACUCCGGCCCGUGCUCGUAUUGAUGUCUGUGCCAUCAGACAAUCGCACGCGGAUAUCGGUAAUUGUCUGUGAAUGGCGCAGCAACACUCUCGGCGAGAGACCGUCUAGGGACUCGUGCGCACAGCUAUUGCUUUUUCUUCACGGUGUCCGGGUUGGCUGGAGCCACUCGGCUGCGCUGCCGCGGCGGCGUUUUUGAAAUGAAUAACCCACACACCGUACGCCACUGGCUGAGGCGAAAAAAAAAAAAGAAAAGAAAAGAAAGAAAAUAACCAUGGCUUGACUAGGAAUUCCAUCAGCAAUUCGUUCCGUAGCGAUAUUAUUGUUUGUGUAAUUUAAGAGAACCACCAAACCGUUGGCUAUUGG
Messenger RNA from Trichoderma asperellum CBS 433.97, 690 nucleotides. Lineage: Eukaryota; Fungi; Ascomycota; Sordariomycetes; Hypocreales; Hypocreaceae. The record is from RefSeq and is a predicted model, not a curated record.